AUGAGCAUCACUGUUCUGGCGACUUCCACGAGAGAGAGGCACGCUCGCGAACCUCUGCGAGCGAUUGAUAUGGCGGCGUCGCAGGCGCGUCCUGCGCCGUCCUCUGGUGCGGGGAGGGGUAGGGGUCGGAGGCCCAAGGCACCCCCCGUUCCGGUCCAAGAAGAGGAGGAGGAAGCAGCAACAGCAGCAGCAGAAGAGCAGAAUGGGGAAAACUUGCCGAAUGAAAUGAAGAAGAGAAAGGCCGUCUUUGAUGAGGAUAUUGAAGGCUUUCAGUUCUCGCGCAAACCCUCGAAAAAACCCAAAUCAACAACAAUUGACGCCAUGUCCGAGAUCUCCGAGUCGGUGGAGCACUCCUCACCGCCGAAACGAGGCAGACCGAAGAAGAACACAGCGAAGGGACAGGAAAAUGCUACGGGGUCACAUAUCACAGCGGCAGUUCCGACAGAACCUGCAACAACAACAACAAUAACAACAACGGCGGCGGCAACGAAAAGGACACGACGUACAUCGCAGAUCGUCGCCGAGGCGGCACCAGAAACAUCAAUCGCGAGCACGCCGAGGAGCCUUCGUGCUGGUCGCGGCCCUCCUCCCCCGCCGGUAGAGUCACUGCCGCCGGAGAAGAAACGCAAGCGCGGGAGACCCAGCAAGUCCAAUGUCGAGGAAACGAAUGGCUAUAUAUCGCCGGAGCCAGAACCGUCCGGCACGUCCAAGAUUGCGCUACCGUUGGCCGACACACCGGUGAUCCAGCGGAAUAAAGAGAUGCGAGGGACAAAAUCGGGGAAGCAACGGCGAAGCAGCCUCGGGAUGCGAGGCCGGCGAGCCAGCUCGUUGAUCGAUUCUGGCGCUUCGAAUGGUGGGAAUCCCUUUCCACAAGAACAACAAACUCAUCCCAUCCUCCUCCCCAUUGCUGAUAUUUCUGUUCUCGUAGCACUCCCACACAAAGCGGUCGGCACCGCAGAGUUUUACAAACAUAUUGCGGCCGACCUACCGGAACCUCGGAGAAUGCGCCAACUCUUGAUCUGGUGCGCAACCCGGGCAAUGGGUGAUAAACCCUCUGGAUCACGAUCGGAAGAUGAAAGUGCCAGACUGGCAGCUCGUGUGAUCCAGGAAGAAUUGCUCAAGGACUUUGCAAAUAACUCGGAGCUCUCGAAUUGGUUUGCUCGGGAGGAUGUGGCUCCCCCGGCUGUGGUGGUGAAGAAACCAAAUCCCAAAAACAUACAGAACACGGAUAAGAUCAAGGAGCUAGAAGAGCAAAUACAAAGAUUACAAAGAGAGAGACACGCGCUGAACGCUCUCCUUCGACUGCCUCCAAUCCCGUCAAUACAGCCUCCUCCUCCCCCUUCGACCGAAGCGCCGACAAAUGGCCAGCAAAAAUCUCCGACGGCCGAGCCCUCGGAGGUCUCGAAUCAAGAAGAAGUCAACCCGUCAUUGCUUGAUCCCUCUCAACAAGCCAUUCUGGCACUGUUUCAAGGGAAACAAGAACAAGAGCCGACAACCUCGCCGGACCUCUCGCUACCACCUUUCCCGCCCUCUGCAAUAUCCUCUCGUCUCUCCCGCCUAACAUCCAGCCUUGCCCCGACCUUUGAUUCCUUCGCCGCAGGCAUUCACGACAUCGAACUCUACCGCACGACGGCCGACUCGGUCUCAUCACGGAUUCUGCGCGUCUGUGCCGAGCGGCUCGAUGAACGUGAUGCCCGCAAUGCCCUGCGCAGCCUUGUCCUCGACGAUCACGACGGCGACAGCAGUACCGAUAUACAACCCCGUCCCGACACUGCCGCCGCGCGUGCCGUCCAACGACGACGGCCCAGACCACGAGAAGAUCUCGGGUUGAUUCUCGGGGCGUUGAGUCGAGUGGAGAGGCGGUAA
Penicilliopsis zonata CBS 506.65 is the source of this 1866-nucleotide messenger RNA. RefSeq lists its product as hypothetical. The record is from RefSeq and is a predicted model, not a curated record. Gene Ontology annotation, cellular component: MIS12/MIND type complex. Lineage: Eukaryota; Fungi; Ascomycota; Eurotiomycetes; Eurotiales; Aspergillaceae. The transcript is spliced from 4 exons. Gene Ontology annotation, biological process: mitotic sister chromatid segregation; cell division. Gene Ontology annotation, molecular function: DNA binding. The coding region runs from base 1 to 1866 and encodes 621 amino acids.